Penicillium verhagenii is the source of this 735-nucleotide messenger RNA. RefSeq lists its product as uncharacterized. The coding region runs from base 1 to 735 and encodes 244 amino acids. The transcript has 2 exons. NCBI's taxonomy places the organism in Eukaryota, Fungi, Ascomycota, Eurotiomycetes, Eurotiales, Aspergillaceae. The record is from RefSeq and is a predicted model, not a curated record.
AUGGAUCCGGACGCAAGCAUCCCCACAGAGCCCGCGCCCUCCGUCUUCAACUACGUCCUCUCCUUCCUCCUGGUCGGCGUAGCAUGGGGCUUCACAACCCCUUUUAUCCGGCGCGCCGCCGCAGACUUUAAUGCGCGACAGGAGAAGCAAGCGCGGGGCACACACACAGACACAGACACACGCGGCAGAUCACGAUCACAGGGCCAGGAGGGAGGCGGGGCAGAGGAGCAAGAGCUGCUUGUGCCGGCGGGACAUGCACAGAACCAGGAUGACGAGGACGAGGGCGAGGGCGUGCGGAGGCGGAGCGGGAGUCAGCACCGGGCUGAGGAGGGCGGUGAUGAGGGUGCGGCGGCGCAGCUGAAUUCUGAGCUGGAGGGGGGUGUGGGGGUGGAUGAUGGGCCGGUGCCUAAGUGGAGGCGCCAGGGUUCGUCGGGAUCGUGGGUGAAGAGGAAGGUUGUUUCUAUUUUCUGGACUGUUGUGAACCUGUUGCGGACGCCGGCUUAUUCUGUUCCGUUGGUUAUCAAUUUGACGGGGAGUAUUUGGUUUUUCCUUUUGGUUGGAAAGCAUGAAUUGUCUUUGACUGUGCCGCUAGCCAACUCGAGUGCGUUCUUGUUUACUGUUCUGGGAGAAUGGUAUGUGGAGCGCAAGGUGAUUGCGAAGCAGACGUGGCUUGGGCUGGUUUUGGUUUUGGGUGGGAUUGCAUUAUGUGUGCAUUCGAAGAACCAGACUGUUUAG